Messenger RNA from Oryza sativa Japonica Group (Japanese rice), 2291 nucleotides. Its product is annotated as probable protein S-acyltransferase 23. NCBI's taxonomy places the organism in Eukaryota, Viridiplantae, Streptophyta, Magnoliopsida, Poales, Poaceae. Gene Ontology annotation, cellular component: Golgi membrane. Gene Ontology annotation, molecular function: palmitoyltransferase activity; protein binding. Gene Ontology annotation, biological process: protein palmitoylation. The record is from RefSeq and is a predicted model, not a curated record.
UCCCCAACUACCCCCCACCGGCCGGCGGCGGCUGCCUCCCCUCUCGGAGACUUGUCGGUGGUCACCGCCGCCGCCGCCUUGCCUUCGCCUCCAAGCAAUCUUGACCUAGCCAACCUCACCUCCUCCCCCUCGCGCGCGCAAAAAAAAAAAAAAACAGAGAGAGAAAGAGAGAGAGAGAGAGAGAGAGAGAGAGGAAAACCUAGCUCGCCUCGAUGGCGGAGAUCGAGGUGGUCGGCGACGGCGGCGGCGGCGGCGGAGGUGGAGGGGUGAAGCAGGGGGUGGUGGAGGUGAGGGAGGCGCGGGCGAACGGCGGGGAGGGGGACCCCGUGGUGGACGUGUACUCCGCCGCGGCGUACGGGGACCUGGAGCGUCUGCGCGGGUUCGUGGAGCGGGACGGCGGCGCGUCGCUCGCGGCGCCCGACGGCAACGGCUACCACGCGCUCCAGUGGGCCACGCUCAACAACUACCCCCACGUCGCGCUCUACAUCAUCGAGCAUGGAGGCGACGUCAACGCCGGGGACAAUGCGCAGCAGACGGCCCUGCACUGGGCGGCGGUGCGUGGAGCCAUAGCUGCGGCGGACGUGUUGCUGGAGAACGGUGCGAGGGUCGAGGCGGCCGAUGUGAAUGGCUACCGGGCAGUUCAUGUUGCAGCUCAGUAUGGACAAACAGCAUUCUUGCACCACAUUAUCUCAAAGUACGGUGCAGACUUUGAGUGUUUGGACAAUGAUGGGAGGAGUCCAUUGCACUGGGCUGCCUACAAAGGAAAUGCUGAUACAAUUAGGUUACUGCUGUUUAUGGAUGCUAAUCAAGUAAGGCAAGACAAAAAUGGUUGUACUCCAUUACACUGGGCAGCAAUAAGAGGAAAUUAUGAGGUGUGCACUGUUCUUGUACAUGCUGGUACCAAGGAGGAACUCACAUUGAAGGAUAGCGGUGGGUUUACUCCUGUGGAACUUGCAAACGACAAAGGUCAUCGGCAUCUUUCCUAUAUCCUUUCCAAUGCUACAAAAGUAACAUUUGAAGACAAGUACUGCUCAGGGAGAUCGCGGAAGAUUGGAUAUGCUUCUAUCCUGUUUUGCUUUCUUAUUGUCCUUAUCACCCUUUUUCUGAACUCAAUUAUUUUUGCACCGAAUUUUUCUAGAAUAACUGCCGCUGUUGGUAUUUGGUCAUGGGGUGCUAUUUCUCUUGCCUUUGCUUCAUUGGUGAUGUUCUACAGAGUAAGCAGAAAAAAUCCAGGCUACAUCCAAGCCAAUACCAAGCGACUUGAUCCAAAGGAACCACUUAUGGAGAUUGACCUUAAUUCUUCUGCUUGGACAGGCAAUUGGUCUCAGUUAUGCCCCACAUGCAAGAUAAUUCGCCCAAUGCGCUCCAAACAUUGUCCAACUUGUAAGCACUGUGUUGAGCAGUUUGACCAUCACUGUCCUUGGAUAUCAAAUUGUGUUGGAAGGAGAAAUAAGUGGGACUUUUUUGUGUUCCUUUGUAUGGGAACAACUACAGCAUUUCUGGGCGCUGCGAUUGGGUUCCACAGACUUUGGACAGAGCCCAUUAUACUCUCAUCUUCUGAGUCAUGGAUUAACUUCAUGCUGUCAAACCAUCCUGGUGCUGUACUGUUCAUGUUCAUGGAUGUCUUUUUAUUGACUGGAGCGCUUAUUCUGACAGGAGCACAAGCAACACAGAUAGCACGCAAUCUCACAACUAAUGAAGCAGCAAACCAGUCACGCUAUGCAUAUCUUCGGGGGCCUGACGGACGCUUCAGGAAUCCUUACAGUCGAGGAUGCCGGAGGAACUGCGCUGAUUUUCUUGUAAAUGGAUACAGUAAUGACGAGGAGGCUGCAUGGCCAACGCUUCAACAAACAGUGCAACGAAGCUAGUCACAAAUUUCUGGAGCAAAUACCAGUCUUAUACAGUCACACAGUUCAUAAGAUCCAGGAGAGAAGGUUUGAACAAUUUUCUGACUUGGAUGGACAACAACAGGUGCGGAAAGCGAUCUCCCCUUUGAGCCACUCUGCUUCAUCCAGGUGUUUAUACAAGGUUGAGUCAUGGGAAUGGUUUGAUUUUGUAGAUUAUGUGUAUGUGCUAUAUAUGUAUUCUUUUUUGGCGGUUACAUCACUAUUACCAUACAUAUCGUGUUGUAUUCGAUUUCGAGUGCCAAUAGAUGAGAAAUGCAGGUUUGAACUUCUGAUGUAUAAUAAUCUGUAACAUUAGAUGCUUUCGUGCAAGUAGACAAAUACCCUGAGAAAUUUUCACCUGUUUGAUCUGUUCAACUUAAGUUUGACAGUUUCUUCUUGUUGCAA